Messenger RNA from Closterium sp. NIES-67, 491 nucleotides. NCBI's taxonomy places the organism in Eukaryota, Viridiplantae, Streptophyta, Zygnematophyceae, Desmidiales, Closteriaceae. The record is from the annotation of a GenBank genome assembly.
ACGAGUUUCGUGAGCAUUUUCCCAUAAAAGCACAUGCCUUUCCUACCUUUGUUGCGCUUUUCCACCAAAAUGUAUGCCAUUUGUUUUUGUAUGGCUAGUUAGUGCAUGGUCUCUAGAGCAUGCAGCUUGAACCUCGGGUCCAAGAUCCAAAUGGUUUGGGAGCGACGGCGUUUCAACUUUUGCCCCAAGAUGCCCUAGAUGUUGAUGCCAGAUGUCGUCGGGAGCGCGAUGGCCGGGUAUGGUGUUAGAGUACCAGAAUCCAUCUGGGGUAAACUCGGGGUCAAGAUCCGGCGGGUGCGUCCAGGCGGCGAACGACACGAUGCCAUCGCUAUCGGCAGUACCGCGGUCGGGGACAAAAUCCAACACGAAGACACCCGAUUUCAGGAGAGCGCGACCGAUGAAGAGGCCGCCCUUCCCGUGGUAAAGACGAAAUUCGUUGGCGUCCGAGUCGCAUUCCAGGUUCUCGUUGUUGGCGACGGUAAUGAUGACAU